This is a messenger RNA of Penaeus monodon (black tiger shrimp), 999 nucleotides long. Its product is annotated as zinc finger protein 112-like. Gene Ontology annotation, cellular component: nucleus. Gene Ontology annotation, biological process: regulation of transcription by RNA polymerase II. Gene Ontology annotation, molecular function: DNA-binding transcription factor activity, RNA polymerase II-specific; RNA polymerase II cis-regulatory region sequence-specific DNA binding. The transcript has 3 exons. The record is from RefSeq and is a predicted model, not a curated record. Lineage: Eukaryota; Metazoa; Arthropoda; Malacostraca; Decapoda; Penaeidae. Bases 7 to 999 code for a protein of 330 amino acids.
AGGGUGAUGAUGAGUUUCGUCGGUGAUGGGAUGACUUUGGCUCUACUUACGGGCAAGGAAAUAGGCGGCCCAGGAGUCAGCAUCAAAGAAGAGCUCAGCGAAGAUGUCAUUGAAGAUACAUGCCUUGAAAUAAAAGAGGAACCACUAGAUGGGGAUGAAGGGAGAAAUGAUGUGUGUAAUGUGAAUAUAAGGCAUGAAUGUCAUUUCUAUUAUGAUCUUCAUGAUCUAAAACAUGAGUUACAUGCAAAAGACUCGAGUAACUUGGUUCACAAUUGUAAUGACAUGUCAAAAGUGUCAUUUAGGGCUAAGGACUGUGGGAAGACGUAUUCAUCAGAUGGGGUUCAAGUGAUGUAUGAAGAAAGACAGAAGGAGGAUGCACAACUAAAAGUGGAAUCCAAAAGGAAAUGUUUUGCAUGUGAGGUGUGUGGAAAGGAAUUGUCACAAAAGAGUCACAUCAGCAUUCACAUGAGAGUCCACACAGAGGAGAAGCCAUAUAACUGUGAAAUUUGCAACAAUACCUUCUCACGAAAAAAUAAUUUGGUGAGACAUAUGAGAAUACAUGCAAGUAAGAAGCCAUACAGCUGUGAGAUUUGCAAUAAAGCCUUUUCUGAGAGAAGUCAUCUUGUAAAGCACACUAGAGUACAUACAAAGGAGAAGCCUUAUAACUGCAAGAUUUGCAACAGUGCAUAUUCAAGAAAAAAUAAUCUGGUGAGACACAUGAGAACACAUACAAAGGAAAAGCCAUACAGCUGCGAGAUUUGCAAUAAGGCCUUUUCUGAAAGAGGUCACCAAGUAGCGGCAUUAGAGUACACACCAAGGAGAAGCCAUACAGUUGUGAAAUUUAUUAUGGCGAAUCAGAUGAGAGUACAUGAGAAAUAUUUAUUUGGGCAAACUUGUGUCACUGAUCAGGGCAGUCAGCAGCUACUCCUGGUUAUAGCAUUUAAGGAAGCUGCUCCUCUGCCACUUAAUAUGGUGAAUGGAAGUUGUUGGCCAUUUUAA